Manacus vitellinus (golden-collared manakin) is the source of this 3236-nucleotide messenger RNA. RefSeq names its product ArfGAP with SH3 domain, ankyrin repeat and PH domain 2 (gene ASAP2). The coding region runs from base 31 to 2472 and encodes 813 amino acids. NCBI's taxonomy places the organism in Eukaryota, Metazoa, Chordata, Aves, Passeriformes, Pipridae. The transcript has 23 exons. Gene Ontology annotation, cellular component: cytoplasm. The record is from RefSeq and is a predicted model, not a curated record. Gene Ontology annotation, biological process: positive regulation of GTPase activity. Gene Ontology annotation, molecular function: protein binding; GTPase activator activity.
CUAGAUGUUGACCGAACUGUUCUCUAUAAAAUGAAGAAAUCUGUCAAAGCCAUAAACUUAUCUGGUCUGGCUCACGUGGAAAAUGAAGAACAGUAUACACAAGCACUGGAGAAGUUUGGAGGCAACUGUGUUUGCAGGGAUGACCCAGAUUUGGGAACAGCGUUUUUAAAAUUUUCUGUGUUUACAAAGGAAUUAACUGCACUCUUCAAAAAUUUGAUUCAGAAUAUGAACAACAUAAUCACUUUUCCAUUGGACAGUUUGCUGAAGGGAGAUCUGAAAGGAGUAAAAGGGGACCUGAAAAAACCCUUUGAUAAAGCUUGGAAGGACUAUGAAACAAAAGUUACAAAAAUAGAGAAGGAGAAAAAAGAGCAUGCUAAGCUACAUGGGAUGAUCCGUACAGAAAUAAGUGGAGCUGAAAUUGCAGAAGAGAUGGAGAAAGAAAGAAGGUUCUUCCAGUUACAAAUGUGUGAGUAUCUACUGAAAGUCAAUGAGAUCAAGAUUAAAAAAGGAGUGGACUUGCUUCAGAACUUGAUCAAGUACUUUCAUGCUCAGUGCAAUUUCUUUCAGGAUGGGUUAAAAGCAGUUGAAAGUCUGAAGCCUUCAAUCGAGACGCUCUCGACAGAUCUUUAUACAAUUAAACAAGCACAAGAUGAAGAAAGAAGACAAUUAACACAGCUUAGGGAUAUUUUAAAAUCAGCACUCCAAGUUGAUCAGAAAGAGGAUUCUCAGCUUCGGCAGAGUACAGCUUACAGUUUACAUCAGCCUCAGGGAAACAAGGAGCAUGGCACUGAACGGAAUGGUAGUCUGUAUAAGAAAAGUGAUGGAAUCAGAAAAGUGUGGCAGAAAAGGAAGUGCUCAGUUAAAAAUGGUUUUCUUACAAUUUCCCAUGGUACAGCUAACCGACCUCCAGCAAAGCUCAAUCUGUUAACCUGCCAAGUGAAAACAAACCCAGAGGAGAAAAAAUGUUUUGACCUCAUAUCACAUGACAGAACAUACCAUUUUCAAGCAGAGGAUGAACAGGAAUGUCAAAUAUGGACAUCUGUGCUACAAAACAGCAAAGAGGAAGCUUUAAAUAAUGCAUUCAAAGGAGAUGAUAACACAGGAGAAAAUAAUAUUGUCCAGGAACUGACAAAAGAAAUUAUAUCUGAAGUCCAGAGGAUGACUGGAAAUGAUGUUUGUUGUGACUGUGGAGCACAAGAUCCUACCUGGCUUUCAACAAAUUUGGGAAUUCUAACUUGCAUUGAAUGCUCAGGAAUCCAUAGAGAACUCGGUGUUCACUAUUCCAGGAUGCAAUCACUUACAUUAGAUGUGCUGGGAACAUCUGAACUUUUGCUUGCAAAGAAUAUUGGUAAUGCUGGAUUUAAUGAGAUUAUGGAGUUCUGUCUGCCAGUUGAUGAGACGGUCAAACCUAACCCAAGCAGUGAUAUGAAUGCAAGAAAAGAUUAUAUUACUGCCAAGUAUAUUGAGAGAAAAUAUGCAAGGAAAAAGCAUGCUGACAAUGCAGCUAAAUUGCAUGCUCUUUGUGAAGCAGUCAAAUCAAGAGACAUUCUUGGUUUAGUUCAAGUAUAUGCUGACGGCGUGGAUCUCACAGAAAAAAUACCACUGGCCAAUGGCCAUGAGCAAGAUGAAACAGCACUGCACCUUGCUGUUAGGUCAGUCGAUCGAACAUCACUUCACAUAGUUGACUUUUUAGUGCAGAACAGUGGCAAUCUAGAUAAGCAAACCUGUAAAGGUAGCACAGCCCUGCAUUACUGCUGUCUAACAGACAAUGUUGAGUGCCUCAAACUGCUGCUGAGAGGGAAGGCUUCUAUUGAAAUAGCAAAUGAAGCAGGAGAGACGCCACUAGAUAUAGCUAAACGUUUAAAACAUACUCACUGUGAAGAGUUGCUUACUCAAGCACUGUCUGGAAGAUUUAAUUCUCAUGUUCAUGUAGAAUACGAGUGGCGGUUACUCCAUGAAGAUCUGGAUGAAAGUGAUGACGAUGUGGAUGAAAAGCUGCAGCAACCCAGUCCCAAUCGGAGAGAGGACAGGCCUGUAAGCUUCUACCAACUUGGGUCAAACCAACUUCAGCCUAAUGUAGCAUCCUUGGCAAGAGAUGCAGCGAAUAUUGCUAAGGAUAAGCAAAGAGGGUUUAUGCCAAGUAUAUUACAGAAUGAAACAUAUGGAGCAAUACUUAGUGGCAGUCCACCUCCCGUUCAGCCUGCAGUACCUGUUACAAGUAGUGCACCUCCUCUACCUCCAAGGAACAUUGGCAAAGUUCAGCCUUCAGUUCUUGGCAGUGGUAUUCAGACAAUUUCUUCAUCUAAUGCAAUGUGGAAGACAAAUUCUUUAGGAGUGGAAAGUAUAAGCAGGCAGAGGUCUUCAUCUGAUCCACCAGCUAUUCAUCCCCCUGUGCCGCCAUUGCGUGUAACAUCUACAAUGAGGACUGUAUGGUGUAGUGCAGGGUCAGCAGGAAAUACCAUCUAUUACUAGAUCUAAAGAACUCAUCACUUUAUAGUUUCAAUGCUGCAUUUCUCACUAGUUGUGAAGGUGAGUGUUACAUGUAGACCUGGGGCUAUGUCUCCACGUUGUGCUUGAUUCUUGCAGACCGUUGGAGUGCAAAAAGUUGUUUUAAUGCAUUGCCAGCUGCUGUUGUGGUGGUUUCAACAGAAAUUUUAAUUAAUUGCUAAACCUAAUGUGAAGUUAGUUGUUAACAGGAUUUUAAGAAAGAUGUUCCCCUAAAUAAAAUUUCUCUGAUAUUAUUCAUUCAGUUACUUUUUCAUAAAACGCAAACUGAAGCCUUGACUGAGCAAAUAAUAUUAGCACUUUAAAUAUAUUCUGAUCUGCUGUUUUCAAGAAUAUGACUGACUUCGGUAAGAAUUUUCUUUGCUUGUACUUUAAUGGUGAUUGAAUUUAAGUUCUUGUGAGCUCUCUGACUUUGACUAGGUGAAAAAAAAAGGUAAACCUCUUUCCAAAGAGGUCCUCCUUCCAAUGGAAGGAUUGCAUUCUGUUAAAGGUAUUGAUUGCAUGUUGUAAAGCAUUUUUCUUAAAUGGGGUUAAGUCCUGGAACAGGGAGGACCUAUGAUGAGAGCCCGAGAAACAAAAUGGUAAAUAGAAGUUUAAUUCCAUUUUGUUGUUGAACUUUCCUCUAUAGAUGUACUUUCUCCAGCACCACCACCUCCAGUGGCAAAGACAGCCAGCAUUAUAGAAGCUCUGAACCAGCAAUCAAAGCAGCAACCAGCUCCUCCACAAACUAA